UGCUGUCCGGCGUCUCGUCGAUCGCACGUCGUCCGUCAACACGCUUCGCAUUUUACUGUUCAAAGCUUCCUGUUACGUUUUACAAUCUCUUAAACUAUUCGCCAAGAUGUGAGAAAGGAAUGUGUCAAAGAGUGUGAGAAAAGCGCUUUCGCUUUGUUUUAUUUUUUUUUCCCGAAAAAGCGAGAACUUCCUGUCAAGGAGCGUUCGUCGGUGUGUUCGAUUUCGUUUGCAAAUAAGCGUCGAAAAUGAAGGCGUUACUGCUCGCAGUUUUGCUCCGUUUCCUCGGCAUCGCUUGCGGGAACAAAAUUUUCGAAGCGAAUCCCGAUACCAAGAGACUGUACGACGACUUGUUGUCUAAUUACAACAGACUGAUACGGCCGGUUGCCAACAACACAGAGACUCUGACGGUUUGGCUGGGGCUGAAGUUGACGCAGAUAAUAGAAAUGAAUCUGAAGAAUCAAGUUAUGACAACGAGUGUCUGGGUGGAGCAGAAAUGGUUCGACUACAAAUUGACGUGGGACCCGCAGGAAUACGGCGGUGUAGAAAUGUUAUACGUACCCUCCGAGAACAUAUGGCUGCCGGAUAUUGUGUUGUACAACAAUGCGGAUGGAAAUUACGAGGUGACGUUGAUGACAAAGGCCACACUGAAAUACACGGGCGAGGUGUCCUGGAAGCCGCCGGCCAUUUACAAGUCGUCCUGCGAGAUCAACGUCGAGUAUUUUCCGUUCGAUGAGCAAUCGUGCAUCAUGAAAUUCGGCUCGUGGACGUACAACGGCGCUCAGGUGGAUCUGAAACAUAUGAAACAAGAGCCUGGCAGCAACGUUGUUGACGUCGGCAUUGAUCUCACCGACUUUUAUCUGUCUGUUGAAUGGGACAUUCUGGAGGUGCCGGCAACACGCAAUGAGGAAUAUUAUCCGUGCUGCGAGGAACCGUACUCCGAUAUCACGUUCAAUAUUACGAUGAGAAGAAAAACCUUAUUUUAUACUGUCAAUCUUAUUAUUCCCUGCGUCGGUCUGACGUUUUUAACGAUACUGGUGUUUUAUCUGCCUAGUGACUCUGGCGAAAAAGUAUCACUUUGUUCCUCCAUUCUCCUCUCGUUAACGGUGUUCUUCUUGCUCUUGGCCGAGAUUAUUCCGCCCACAUCACUGGCCAUACCUUUGCUGGGAAAAUACUUAUUGUUCACUAUGAUUCUGGUUACUCUGUCCAUCUGGAUUACUGUUUGCGUCUUAAAUGUACACUUCCGAUCGCCUUCCACACACAACAUGUCGUCAUGGGUAAGACAGAUAUUUUUGAAUUGGAUGCCGCGAGUACUGAUGAUGCGUCGGACGCCAUACUCUACGCCCGAAUACGACGACACUUACAUGGACAGCGCGUAUACCAAUGAGAUAGAUUUCAGUGUAAGCGAUUAUCCUAUGGAACUGAAAGGCAGUCCGGACGUGUUUGAAAGCGUCACUACUACAUAUAAGAAUAUCAGAGACGACGGUGCACAACACGCACCGCAUACAUCGGUUUCUGAUAGCGAAAAUACUGUGCCUAAACAUCUCUCUCCGGAGGUCAUAUUAGCCCUCAAGGGUGUACGUUUCAUUGCUCAACAUAUAAAAGAUAACGACAAAACUAACGAGGUGAUUGAAGACUGGAAAUUUGUCGCUAUGAUUUUGGACAGAUUCUUUCUUUGUGUGUUCACGAUCGCGUGCAUCAGCGGCACGGUGGCCAUAAUAUGCCAAGCGCCCAGUCUGUACGACACACGAUCUCCCGUGGACAUAAAGUACUCAAAAAUAUCAUUGCGCAAUUACAUGUUACCGCCGAAUUCAACAUUUAUUGACGAGGAAGCGACAUAAAAUCUGCAUAAACACGCUUGUGACACCAAAGUAAGAAAAAAACACGUUACACAUAUACGCCAUCAGUUGUCCGCGUGCGGUAAAACGUUUUUGCGACUUUUCCACAUUCUACACGUUUGUAUACCGCAGACAUUUUCGUCCUCACUUUUUUCACAAAAAAAAAAAAAAACUAAUAUUUCC
Messenger RNA from Pseudomyrmex gracilis, 2018 nucleotides. It is a transcript of the gene nAChRbeta2, whose product is annotated as acetylcholine receptor subunit beta-like 2. The record is from RefSeq and is a predicted model, not a curated record. The transcript is spliced from 12 exons. Gene Ontology annotation, molecular function: acetylcholine-gated monoatomic cation-selective channel activity; transmembrane signaling receptor activity. Gene Ontology annotation, cellular component: postsynaptic membrane; synapse; neuron projection. The coding region runs from base 246 to 1838 and encodes 530 amino acids. Lineage: Eukaryota; Metazoa; Arthropoda; Insecta; Hymenoptera; Formicidae. Gene Ontology annotation, biological process: monoatomic ion transmembrane transport; signal transduction; nervous system process.